AUUAAUAGAUCACUUAUAUCACGAUGCUAUACAACAAUUAAUGAAUUACCCUACACAAAGGUUCAUGUACCUGUCAUGUUAAAUGAAGUAUUAACUCAUCUAGAGCCUAAGGAUGAUGAACUAUAUUGUGACAUGACGUUUGGUGAUGGAGGAUAUACAAAAGCUUUGUUAGAUAGAUGUAACUGUAAAGUAAUUGCAGUAGAUCAGGAUCCUACGGCUUACUCAAAAGCAUUAAAAUUAUCACAGCUAGAACAGUAUAAGGAUCGAUUAUUUCCUCUAUUAGGAAAGUUUGGAUCUAUUUAUGAAACUAUUCAAAAGAAAUUUGCUUAUUUAAACACACCUUGUUUGGAUGGUAUUGUUAUGGAUAUUGGUGUCUCAAGUGGACAAUUAGAAACCCCAGAUCGAGGAUUUUCUUACAAAUUAGAUGGUCCUCUAGAUAUGCGCAUGUUUUCUAGAGGUUCAUCCCUCCUUAAAGAAUUCAAAGAAGAAGAAGAAGAGCUAUUAAAGAAAUCAAUCUCUGCUUACGAAAUUGUCAAUUAUUUUUCAAGAGAACAAAUGGCAGAUAUCAUUUAUGAGUUUGGAGGCGAUCGUUUAUCACGCAAGAUUGCGUCUGCCAUCGUUCUUGCUCGACAAAAGAGACCUAUUGAAUCUACGAGAGAAUUGGCAACUAUUAUUCAAAAGGCAUGCCCUCAGCCUAGUUGGCAACGAGGUCACGACGACGUAUUACGUAAUUCAGCAGCUCGUACAUUUCAAGCAUUUAGAAUCUAUAUUAACGACGAAUUAGGAGAGUUGAAGAGAGGAUUAGCAGCAAGU
Cokeromyces recurvatus is the source of this 813-nucleotide messenger RNA. Its product is annotated as ribosomal RNA small subunit methyltransferase H. Lineage: Eukaryota; Fungi; Mucoromycota; Mucoromycetes; Mucorales; Mucoraceae. Gene Ontology annotation, biological process: rRNA base methylation. Gene Ontology annotation, molecular function: rRNA (cytosine-N4-)-methyltransferase activity. The transcript is spliced from 3 exons. The annotation marks the transcript as partial. The record is from RefSeq and is a predicted model, not a curated record.